UUGCUGGUCAUAUUUCUACCUUUGAUUUUUUAUCUGGUGGAAUUGCUGGUUGUAUUUUCACACGCGAUUUUUUAUCUGGUGGGUUUGCUUGUUAUAUUUUCACACAUGAUUUUUAUUCUGGUGGAGUUGCUGGGUGAUUUUUUUGCAUUUGAUUCUUAUAUGAUGGAGUUGCUAGUUGUAUUUUCACGUGAUUCUUUAUCUGGAUUUUUUAUCUGAUGUAGUUGCUGGUCAUAUUUCUACCUUUGAUUUUUUAUCUGGUGGAGUUGCUGG
Messenger RNA from Rhizophagus irregularis DAOM 181602=DAOM 197198, 270 nucleotides. Lineage: Eukaryota; Fungi; Glomeromycota; Glomeromycetes; Glomerales; Glomeraceae. The record is from RefSeq and is a predicted model, not a curated record.